AUGGCGACUUAUCACAAGGCUGGUCCCGUUACUGUUACAGUGAAGUCCACAUCUGGGAUACUUCUUGGAAAUAUUCCGUUCGAGUAUAUAGACCACGAAAACAAUUUUCUGAAACAAAUGGUGUGUGACCCCAAGUCGCGACGGAAAUUGUUUUUGAUAAUGGCUGAAAGAGAGCAACAGCCCAGUUUACAUCCCCCUCACACGGACCCAACAACAGGGUCUUCUCAAGCAUCCCAUGUAUUAGCUACCUUAGUGUAUGCAGCAGCAAAAUUUGAUGCUCCUGAGCUUAUAAGAAUGAUUUUCGACUCCUCAAGCGGAGGCGUCGUCUUUCAUGCUUACAAGGAUAGGGCAAAAUUGCCUGAGUCUGUGGCGAGGGACCAUGGUAACGAUGACACUGCAACUUACCUCGAAGAAGUAACCACUAGAUUUUAUGAAGAGAUCAAGUCUGGUAAGGAAUUUAACCAGACAGUGGAUUGGUUAGAACUUAUAAAAGCUGCUGAUGAAGCUCAAGCCAUCAAGACGAGAUUGGCGAAGAAUAGUACUGUUAUAGCAGCUCAUGUAGAACGCAAUGUCAUUCCGCCAGCUAAAGAAGAAAGUAGAGUCUUUCCAUCAGCUGCUAGUGAAGGUGGUAUAUCACCAUCAGCUGAAAAGGAAAGUGGUGUUACCCCAUCAGAUACCAAAGAAAAAGACAUUACGCCAUUAGCUGCUACAAAGAGAAAUCUUACACCAUCGGGUGAAAGAGAAAUUAAUUUCACACUAUCAGCUAUGAAUGGAAAUAAUAUGACGACAUCAAAUGCAUGUGAUAGUGGAGUCAAGCUAUCAAAUUCUAAGGAAAGUAACGUAACGCCAUCAGCCGAUGAAGAAAGCGAUGUCACGCUCUUAAGUGCUGAGGGAAGUGCUGGUAGGUCAUCACCUGAAGGAGAAUGUGGUGGCACGCUUCCACCUGAAAGUGAAAGUGAUGUCACGCUUCCACCUGAAAGUGAAAGUGAUGUCACGCUUCCACCUGAAAGUGAAAGUGAUGUCACGCUUCCACCUGAAAGUGAAAGCGAUGUCACGCUUCCACCUGAAAGUGAAAGUGAUGUCCUGCCAUCAGCUGAGAGAGAAGGCGAUGCUACGCCAGCAAACUUAAAAGGAAAUACUGUCCUGUCAUUAGCUGGGAGCAAAAGUGGCGCUAUACAUGCAAAUUUAAAAGAAAUUACUGUCCUACAAUCAGCUAAAAGCGAAAGGUAUGCUACGCCAAUAAAAUUCAAUGAAAUGAAUGUCCCGCCAUCAGCCGAGACGGAUAGUAAAGGGAAGCUCGCAAACUCGAAAAAAACUACUGUGCCGACAUUAUCUGUGAGCAAAAGUGAUGCCACGUCAGCAAAAUCAAAAGAAAGUAAUGUUCCGCUAUCAGCCAAGCAAGAAAGUGAUGUCACACUAUUACCUAAAAGAGAAAUUGUUGUCACGCCGUCAGCUGCAAAUGGAAGUGAUAUCAUGCUAGUAGCUGCUCAAGAAAAUGUUACCCAGUCAGUUUCGGGAGAAAGUAACAUCACGCCAUCAGCUGAGAACGUAAGGGGUGUCACACUAGCAGUUGCGAAAGAAAGAGAGGGACCUGUCACACCAUCAACUGCAGAAGGAAGUGGUGUCUUUUCAUUAUCUCACAUAAGGAGUGUUGCCGCGCUAUCAGCUUCACAAGACGUUGAUUUAGUGUCAUCGGCUGCUAAAGUUAGGGACCUCAUGCCGUCAGCUACCGAAGGGAGUGUGGAAUCUGACACUUUGAAUGAACAAAUAGUGGACCCCGAAGAGGAAGUCAAGGAAGAACAAAGGAUGUCGGUAGUGCCCUGUGCACCUUCGUUUCAUUGGACAAAAGAGACCACCAAUUACGCCCGGUUAUGCAGGCUUCUGGUGGAUGUCGGAUCAGGUGUCUUGCGACAAACAUUUGAAAGGAAGCGUCCCCCAGGAAACCUGGACACGGUCCUAUCAAGCCCUCCAGUUCAUACCGUGCUCCUAUCACUGAAGAAGAAGAAAGUGUUAAAUCCUCUACAAUGGGGUAAACUUUAUCCCACUGUCAGGUGUUCAGUGUCAUCGAAGAAUUUCGACAUAACUCUUCUAAUGGUUUUGCUGAGGAACAUUUGUGGUAUUGUUGCUCCACCUACCGGCUGGAAUACACUUCCUACUGCAGCAGACAUGUCCCUUGAGGCAGAUAUCGUUCGCAUCAAGUGCUACAGAAACAUAGUUUAUGGUCAUGCCAGCGAGGCCUUAGUUGAUGACACAACAUUCAAUCGAUACUGGCAGGACAUCCAAGGUCCAGUGGUGAGACUGGGAGGAGCAGAGUACCAAAGUGCUAUUGGUGAUCAGAAAAAGGAAUGCAUGGAUCCCGAUUUCGAAGAACACUACAAAGAGCUUCUAAGGCAGUGGGUGAAGGAUGAAGUUAGCAUCAAGGAACGACUCGAUGAAAUGACAGAGAAGAUUGGUAAAAGCCUGGACGAAUUAAAGGAAGCAAUUGUCAAUCCAACAAAGAAAGCAGGAGACAAAGCUGUAACACAGUACUCCAAUGUGUUGAAAGAGUCAAUAAGAGGCCAAACCGAGUACCUCGCUCAAGUCUCACCAACCUUGCCCAAAGUGAGAACAGAUCACAUAUUCACUAACAUUCUCAUGCAACAUGGAAGAAAACCAGUCCAAUAUCUUGAUUUGGAAAGAAAAGAAUGCCUCGACCCGCAUGGCCAAACGAGAAGAAAGUUUGUCGAGGAUCUUGAUUUGAAAAGAGAGAAACACCUUCGCCAGUGUGGUCAAAUGAGUAGUAACCGAAUAAAACACUCUCAAGAAAUAUUCCACCCAACUGAUGGUAAAGAUUCAAAAUCUGUUCUUGUCACUGGAAAGGCUGGCAUCGGUAAAACACUGUUUUGUCAAAAGCUGAUCAGAGAUUGGGCUGACAACAAAUUAUUUGAAUCCCUAGGAAAUACCAACCUAGCUGAUUUUAAGUUUGCAUACUUGCUCACGUUUCGUCAGCUUAAUCUACUUGGAGACAACCCUGUUACCUUGAAGGAUAUCUUAAACCGAUCUUCAGUGCUUGAUGACCACUCAAAUAUCGACGACUCUUUAUUUGAGUACAUUGUUGAUCAUCCUGAAGAGGUUUUGGUUAUCUUCGACGGGUAUGACGAGUUUUUACAACGAGAUUCCAUCGCUAGUGAUUUACAUGAAAAGUACCCAAACAACGCCAUUGAGAAAAUGCCAUCAGCAGCAGUGUGUGCCAAGCUUCUUAAAGGAAAAAUUCUGAGAGGUUCGGUUGUAGUGAUAACGUCAAGACCUGAUGAAUCUGACAAAAUGAAAGACGAACACAUUCAUUUUGACAGAUACGUUGAAAUCACAGGAUUUUCCGAGCCACAGGUAAAAGAAUACAUUGGAAAGUAUUUCAAAAACAACGAAGGAAUGAAAAAUACUGUACUUGACCACAUUACAAAGAAUGUCAAUCUUUUCAGCCUUGCCCACAUUCCUGCACUAUGUUUCCUGAUGUGUUCUUAUUUCGAAUAUAGUCUACAGCAUUCAGAUAUCACAAAUCCACUUCCGGUGAAAACAAGUGACCUUUAUGAUGAGGUAGUCAAAAUGUUCGUGCAAAAGCACGAUAAAAACAAAAGACUCCCUCUCGAAGUGACUGUAAAUGUUUUAUCAAAGCUGGCAGCUCAACUUCUUCGAGAGAGAACGUAUCUGUUCAUCGAAGAGGAUUUAAAAACUUUCAACUCACAGGAGGUUAAAAGUCUGUGUGAAAGCGGUCUUCUUCAUUGCGGUCCCCUUUUCAGAAAGUGUUUUUCUGCAACGACGAAAUAUUUUUGUUUCACCCAUCUGACUCUCCAAGAGUACUUAGCGGCUAGGUGGUUGGUAAAGGAGAAAAAAACUCCCCCUCAACAUGUGUCUCCAGAAGUAUAUCAAUUUAUGUCUGGCAUUUUGUCAAAGCAAAAAGACGCCAUACUCAUGGAAAAGUUACUCGAGAAAGUUCUCCGUCCGCGUUUUUCUUCUGCUGGAAGAAAUCGGCUUGAAAUGUUUAAAUGUCUCAUGGAAUACGAAGACGUGGAGUUUGCUAAAAGAAUAGUAAAGAAACAUCAUCGUGACAUAUUUCGCGAAGAAGGAGGUAUUUCAUUUUUUUGUAGCCUACUGACGGAUGUGGACUGCACCGCUUUGUGUUUUCUGCUUCAUGUUUUUGGUGCACUCGAUGCAGAAGGAAAAUCUAAAGUGAAACAAGGAGCCUCUAAAAGGGGAGCAAAAUGGAAGCUCACCACACUUGAUCAGAGUUAUAAUCAGAUCCCCGAUGCUGGCAGUCUAUGUGAAGCAUUACAGACACCAACAUAUAAACUCACCAAACUUAAUCUGAGUGGAAAUCAGAUCACCGAUGCCGGUGUUGCCAGUCUCUGUCAGGCAUUACAGACACCAACAUGUAAACUCACCACACUUGAUCUGAGUUUUAAUCAGAUCACCGAUGCCGGUGUCGUCAGUCUCUGUCAAGUAUUAGAGAAACCAACGUGUAAACUCACCACACUUGAACUGAGUUUUAAUCAGAUCACCGAUGCCGGUGUUGUCAGUUUCUGUCAAGUAUUACAGACACCAACAUGUAAACUCACCGCACUUAAUCUGAUGGGAAAUCAGAUCACCGAUGCCGUGUUGUCCGUCUCUGUCAAGCAUUACAGACACUAA
Molecule: messenger RNA, 4665 nt
Organism: Stylophora pistillata
Lineage: Eukaryota; Metazoa; Cnidaria; Anthozoa; Scleractinia; Pocilloporidae
Molecular function (GO): protein binding
Source: RefSeq, a predicted model, not a curated record